AUGGGCAGCGGGGCAAGUGCAGAGGACAAGAAAUCCAAGGAGCUGGAAAAACAGCUGCAGGAGGAUGCCGCCAAGGAGUCCAGGACAGUGAAACUGCUGCUACUGGGGGCUGGUGAAUCUGGAAAGAGCACCAUUGUAAAGCAGAUGAAAAUUCUCCAUCAGGGUGGAUACACAAAAGAAGAACAAAUGGAGUUCAAGUCCAUCAUCUUCGGCAACAUACUGCAGUCUGCCAUGGCCAUCAUCCAGGGCAUGUACCAGCUGGGCAUCGACUACGGGACUCCAGCCGCAGCGGAGGAUGGUCAGAAGCUACAGAACCUGUCAGACUCGAUUGAAGAGGGCACCAUGCCUACAGAACUUUCUGACGUUAUAAAGCGGCUCUGGAAGGACAACGGGGUGCAGGCCGCUUUCGAGAGAGCCGCUGAGUACCAGCUAAAUGAUUCUGCUUCCUACUACCUGAAUGACCUGGACCGGAUUACACAGCCCGACUAUGUGCCCAGUGAGCAGGAUGUCCUACGAUCUCGAGUGAAGACCACCGGCAUCAUCGAGGAGCAGUUCUCUUGCAAGGAGCUGUACUUCAGGAUGUUUGAUGUGGGAGGCCAGCGGUCAGAGCGUAAGAAAUGGAUCCACUGCUUCGAGGGAGUGACUUGUAUUAUCUUCUGUGCGGCCCUCAGUGCUUACGACAUGGUCCUGGUGGAAGAUGAUGAAGUGAACCGCAUGCACGAGAGCCUCCACCUCUUCAACAGCAUCUGCAACCACAGGUUUUUCGCUACCACUUCCAUCGUGCUGUUCCUUAACAAGAAGGAUCUCUUUCAAGACAAGAUCAAGAAGGUCCACCUCAGCAUCUGCUUCCCUGAUUAUAACGGUCCCAACACGUACGAUGAUGCCAGCAACUACAUUAAGCUUCAGUUCCAGGACCUGAACAUGAAGAAGGGAAUUAAGGAGAUCUAUGGCCACAUGACCUGCGCUACAGAUACAGAGAACGUCCAGAUUGUGUUCAAUGCCGUCACAGACAUCAUCAUCAAAGAAAAUCUUAAAGACUGUGGCCUGUUCUGAGUGAGAA
Molecule: messenger RNA, 1060 nt
Organism: Brienomyrus brachyistius
Lineage: Eukaryota; Metazoa; Chordata; Actinopteri; Osteoglossiformes; Mormyridae
Gene: gnat2
Product: guanine nucleotide binding protein (G protein), alpha transducing activity polypeptide 2
Exons: 8
Coding region: 1-1053 (350 amino acids)
Biological process (GO): detection of chemical stimulus involved in sensory perception of bitter taste; adenylate cyclase-modulating G protein-coupled receptor signaling pathway
Cellular component (GO): heterotrimeric G-protein complex; photoreceptor inner segment; photoreceptor outer segment
Molecular function (GO): GTPase activity; GTP binding; G protein-coupled receptor binding
Source: RefSeq, a predicted model, not a curated record